Molecule: messenger RNA, 1200 nt
Organism: Fulvia fulva
Lineage: Eukaryota; Fungi; Ascomycota; Dothideomycetes; Mycosphaerellales; Mycosphaerellaceae
Product: putative 6-phosphogluconolactonase
Exons: 2
Coding region: 1-1200 (399 amino acids)
Molecular function (GO): protein binding; 6-phosphogluconolactonase activity
Source: RefSeq, a predicted model, not a curated record
AUGCUAUCAACAAAUCUCCUAGCGCUAUGCGCGACUACUGCCUCGGCAGCCACCAACCUCUUCGUGGCAGAUUACAGCGGCAACGUCACGACGCUAUCGCUCAGCGAGACCAACGGCACCUACAAGCUCGAGCAGACUUCCAUCAACGAUGGCUGCGCACCCAACCCAUCGUGGCUGACCAUCGACCCAGCAAGAGGCGUGCUCUACUGCCUCAACGAAGGCCUCUCCUCACCAAACGGCUCGCUCAGCAGCUUCACCAUCAACGCCGACGGCAGCCUCGAGCAUGUCCAAAACACCACAACCGCCAACGGCCCAGUCAGCGGCAUCAUCUACGGCGAGCCAGCCGGUCAGCGUGCCCUUGCUCUGGCACACUACCGCGGCUCGGCUGUCAGUUCGUGGUUGUUGACAGAGGGCGGCAACUUCGCCGAGAAUGGCGCUCACUUCUUCACGCUCCACCAGCCAGGCCCGCAUCCAGACCGACAGGCCGCUCCAUACGAGCACGAAGCAAUCACGGACCCGACUGGCCAGUACAUUGUUGUGCCUGACCUCGGCGCAGAUCUCGUGCGAGUCUUUGGCUGGAAUGCUGAGACCCUCGAGCUCGAAGCUUUGCAGCCACUGAAGCUCACUCCAGGAACCGGGCCACGACACGCUGCAUUCUACACGCCGUAUGGCGUCCCGCGUGGAACGACGCACAUGUACCUCGUGGGCGAGCUUACAGGGACUGUCACCGCCUACUCCGUCGCCUACCUCCCCGGCAACAGCGGCCUCUCCUUCACCGAGCUCUCCAACACCAGCACAAUCCCCCUCUUCACCCCCCACCGCCGCAACGCCCCCGCCGAAAUCCACGUCUCCCCCGACAACCGCUUCCUCAUCAUCUCCAACCGCAACGACAGCUCCUUCACCCUCCCCGACCCCAUCGGCGAAAGCGACUCCAUCUCCACCUUCGCGCUUGACCACGACGGUAGCAUAACGUUCACCCAACUCUGGCCAGCGGCUGGUCUGUUCCCACGUCACUAUGAGACCAACGCGAUUGGUAACCUGGUAGCCGUUGGUCUGCAGAAUAGCCAGGCUGUUGCGAUUCUGGCAAGAGAUGUACAGACUGGUUUGAUCGGCGAGCCGGUUGCGAGGAUUGAGAUUGGUGGCAAUGUUACGGCUGUGGUGUGGGAUGAAGAGCGUGCGCUGGGAGUGUUGGGAGGAUAG